UCUCUCCUCCUCAGGAGGAGCCCACGUCGCUCCACAGCAUCCACGGAGGGACAGCAGUGGCCGCCAUGCACUCGCACCGGACGGAGAGCGAUUGGCAGGGGCUGGUGAGCGAGUAUCUGGUAUGUAAAAGGAAACUAGAAAGUAAGAAGGAAGCACUACUAAUCCUUUCCAAAGAACUGGAUACAUGUCAACAGGAAAGAGAUCAGUACAAGCUCAUGGCUAAUCAGCUACGGGAAAAGCACCAAUCACUGAAAAAGAAAUACCGGGAACUGAUUGAUGGAGACCCAUCUAUACCUCCUGAGAAAAGAAAACAGGCUAAUCUUGCCCAGCUCUUGAGUGAUACUCGGGAGCGAAAUAAACAUCUGGGCGAAGAAAUCAAAGAACUUCAGCAGAGGUUGGGAGAAGUACAAGGGGACAACAAGCUCCUUAGAAUGACAAUAGCAAAGCAAAGACUUGGAGAUGAGGAGGUUGGAGCACGCCAUUUUGCACCACAUGAGCGGGAAGAUCUUGUCCAGCAGUUGGAGAAAGCACGAGAACAGAUUGAAGCUCUGCAACAUGAUCUUCAAGCAGCCUUGGAUGAGCUCCAGGAUGUAAAAGAGGAGCGUUCUUUUUACCAAGAUAAGUCUGACAGAUUAAACCAGGAACUCAACCAUGUUCUUGGAGGACACGUAAACCGCAUUAUUGAUAUUGAUGCACUUUGUAUGGAGAACAGAUAUCUUCAUGAGCGAUUAAAACAGAUUCAAGAAGAGGUCAAUAUUCUGAAAUCAAACAUUGCCAAAUACAAGAAUGCUCUAGAGAGAAGGAAAAAUUCCAAGACUCAUAGUAAGUCAAAUAGCAGUGCACUAACUGGCGUCCUCUCUGCAAAACAAGUCCAAGAACUGCUAUCAGAAGAUCAUGGCUGUAGCUUACCAGCCACACCACAGUCCAUUUCUGACCUCAAAUCUUUGGCUACUGCUUUGCUAGAGACAAUCCAUGAGAAAAACAUGGUCAUUCAACAUCAGAGGCAAACCAACAAAAUCCUAGGCAACCGUGUAGCAGAGCUGGAGAAAAAGCUGAGGACAUUAGAAGUCUCCGGUUUGUGGAGUCUCCCAGGCCUGAGCUACAAUGUCUCAGUGGGAUUUGGGAGCGGCAAGGACACCAUAAUAUUCAGUGACCCCACCCUUCCCAUUAUCCAGAGGUCUCAGUCACCACUGCAAACUUUUACUGAGAAGUCUCAACAGAAGAAAGAAGGAGAUCACACUAGGGAACUGGAGGACUUCUGUGCUACUAAAACAGAACUGACAUUUCCAAAGGAGCCAGUUCCAGUUUCUGAUGAACCCCAUGCAAACCCACACAACAAUAACAAAGACAAUCAUUUUCAUCCAUCAUUGCCUCAGUUUCCUUCUGAGGAAGAUGAUGUAAAUGGGUUUGGGAAUGAAAUCAUUAAGCUGACAGAGAAACAGGCAGCUGCAGAACUGGAAGACAGCAAAGCGGAAUGUCUGACAGAGAGCCAGACAGCAGGUCAGCCAGAGCUCAACAGCUUAUCUGAAGGCGAAUCCUCUUCCUCCAGUUCUCCUCCCCCUUACUACAUAGAACCACUCAACCUGGAGAAUGAACAUACAGAUGAGAACCAGGCUGUGACAGAAGAUUCAGAAAGUAACUCCAAAAACAUUAGUGACAAAAAGGAUAAAAAUGAUUGCUCAACGGCCAUUCAGGGUGAUGAAAAAAACCCUCUUGCGGCACCAGACUCAAGCAACACUCCAGAGGAUAGCUCUGGAGCAGAGGAUCUGAGAGAUAGUCCUCCUGCUCCAGAUUCACAGUGACUGCUAAUCUAGAUCAAUAUUUAAAAGGAGCAGGAUGAUCAUGAUGGCUUUCAGAAUUCUGGCCGCUGCUAUUUGCUGAAAUUAACGUUACUAGGAGUGAUAUAAUUGAGAGUAAUGGGACUGGACACUCCAUCAUUAUGCUUUAUCAUGUUGGUUAUAUCUCUGUCUCUUUAGUAAAUGCAUUUUUGGCACAGUGCCUACUUGAAUGCCUCUUGAGAAUCUGAAAUGUCAGGGACAGGGAAGGAGUGAACUGUUUAGGCAGCUAGAAUCAGCAACAAUAACACAUAAAGAUGCCAGUGAACUAUUUUGUUUGUUUCUCAGCGGUUUGGGUUUUUGAUGGCACCGAGGGCUUAACACGAAAUAAUAAAUGGCUUCAGUUGUAGUUGGUUGCUCUGUACACAUAGCUGCUUGCCAGGUCAGUGUCUCCCACCCCCACUCCUGUAUUUGAAUGAGCUUUUUCUAAAGAGUGCAGAGGUUCAUGUAUAUAUAUGCAACCUAAGUGACACCAACAAGGGAUGCUAUGAUGCUCUUGGCUGUGUGUGGGUUAACAUAUCUCUCCCCCCUCUCUCUGUUUCUCUCUUUUCUUUUCCCCUCUUUUCUUCUGUCUGACUGUCUGUCCCACGUUUCUCUGCUUCUGCAGUUGCCCCUUCCUAUACGUUCAGCCCCCCCCCCCCCGGCGUAUGAGAAAAACAUGUACGGUUAAAUCCCAUUAUAUUUUGUGGUGGCACGUACCUGUGCACGGUGCCGCAUGGGCCCCAGCAGUGCCUGCGCCAUUUUGUUCGCCAUGGUUUGCCUUACACGUAAGCUCAAAUCCAUGUAAGGCAAACCCACAUAAGGCACGACCAUAGUGUAUUUGAUAUGCAGCUGCUGCUGUGGCAACUUCUGGUCUUCCCUUUCAGCAGUUUGCUGGUUCCUUUAGUCUUGGCAUAUGUUUAGUAAGGUACCAGGUAUUGUCCACCCAGCUUAGAAGUUGGAGAUGAGGUGAAUCCAUGUUGGAAUAACCUUUUCUGAACUUAAAUACAAGAGAUUUGGAAGCUGGGUGCCUUCUUUGCUUUCAUUUGAGCAACAUUAAGCCUGGCGUGCACACUUUUGAAGGAAGGUUUUUCCCCUUUUCCUUCUGUCCUAAAAGCCCUGUAGAUAGUAGUUGAAAUCCCACCGUUCACAGCCAUUUCUCCUCUUAAAUUCAUUUUACAAUGGCAAUCAAUUAACUUGCAGUGGGAGACAAUCUUGAGGGCCUCCUGUGCCUACAGAGUGAAGCCUUGCAUAUCCCUAGCUCCAAUGAUGCUGAAGUAUUUCUCCUUGGUUCCUGGUAAGACAAUGGCUGGAGAAUAUUUAUUGUGGAUAUUUUGCAGCUGUUGAACUGAAGGGAGGUCUAAUUUCUGUGGCGGUUUUAUUUGUUUGUUUUCAAAAUAGGAAACAAUCUCAGCAGCUGUAAAGCUUGUCUGGGCCUCCAACCGUACAUGCAAUUUUCCUGCUGGCUUGGGAACCUAAUUGCCUGUAAAUGUUCAUUUCUCACUCUUAGAACUUAAAACCAACUGGAGAGAGGAUUAAUCCAAAUUUAACAAUACUACUCAUAAGAAACAAGGAGGUCCUUCCUGUACUGAGCAUUAUUUGACAAAAUAAAGACCUGCCAACUGCGCUUUGUUAUGGUCUGCCUGUUAACAGAUUCAGCCUGCAAACAGGGGAGGGGGCGGCCCUUGCAAGUUUGGAGUAACUUAACAGCUCUUCAGAUGUUGCUGUCCCAGCCAUUGGUGAGCGGAUGUUGUACUCUUCCUUAUUGUAAGCAAACUGAGUGAUCUAGUAUGUGUUGAUCAGAAGACUCGCAGGUGUACAUGUGCAUUAUAGGCCAUAAAAGACUAAAGCCAAGAUUGUCAGAAAUAAAAAGACUUUCCCUUCAGUCAGAAUCGUCUGGCCCCAUGCAAGUGAUUGGUUGUGAAAGGAGGGAGUCAUUCAGAGAGCCUCCAUUUCGUAAGACAUACAGUAUUGGUUACUCUUUCCCCUUGCAUAUAAAGGAAGACAUUACAGUGGGGAGAAGGUAGGAAAAAGGGUAGCACUUGAGAGAACCGUUAGCUACUACAGGUGACAGGAAGACUUUUUGGUAGAUGUUUUUGCCAAAUCAAAGAGUGGAUUGGUUGCACGUAAAUUACAGUGCUUUCAAAAAAGGAAAGUUACAUUUUCUUAAUUCUCCCUCCCAAUAUUUUCAAUUGCUCUGUGCAGUAAACCCCCAUAAAAAAAAACCAAAGCACAUACACACACAUAAAAAACAACAACCCCAAACCAGAAUAAGCUUUGAAAUGUUCCUUUAAUACUUUGUUGGCCUUGGGCAUUACAUCAUAUUGCUUUUUUCACUCCACUUUUUUUAAGCAACAUUGGUUUAUUAUAAAUUAAAUGUUGUUGUUUCAUGACUUAAUAAAAAAAAAUCUUGAACCAUUUGUUAGUUUGCAUAAUUUCAUUCCUCAUAGUGGAACGGGGGAGAAAAGGGGAGGAAUAUGUUAUCUCUUGAAUUUGUGGUACUGUUGCUUUUAUUGAUAGAGUUGCUGACAACGUUAUUGACUCAGCAUACCGUUUGUGCUUUUAUUGGUAAAAUAACAGAUAGCCUUAUUGUCUCGAUUUGUUGUGAUAGGAAUGACAAAACUGAUACAGUGGGAAGAAUAAUGAAUUUGCAGCAUACUCAUGAAUAUGAAAUUCUGGAAUUUGGCUCAUCAUAAAUAAGACAUUCCAUAUACUAUUGUUCAUUUCAAGAUGUAUAUUUCUUUCUGGGUUUGUCAUAGCCUGAUAAGGACUACAGUUAAUGCUGAUGAACUCCUAGAGUAGAAAAGUCAUCAAGAAGGCAGAGCAGCUUUAUGUAAACAAGGCCGCACCAUGAAUGGCCCAUGUUCUGCAUGUCUAAAUCAUGGCUGCUAUUUGCAUUAUUAUGGCAAAUACUUUGAAGUUCAGCUUUACCAGUGGAAAUUUUGGCAUUUGAUUGCUACGUCUUUACUUAAGUUGGGUGAAAAUAAAUUAUGGCCUGUUACAGACUGCCAAAAUAAAGCUGCUUUGGGUCUCUUUGGAGGUAUGCUAUUUAAAUGAUGCCUGGGUCCUAAGAGUCCGGAGGUCG
Molecule: messenger RNA, 4899 nt
Organism: Sceloporus undulatus (fence lizard)
Lineage: Eukaryota; Metazoa; Chordata; Lepidosauria; Squamata; Phrynosomatidae
Gene: CCDC149
Product: coiled-coil domain containing 149
Exons: 13
Coding region: 66-1802 (578 amino acids)
Source: RefSeq, a predicted model, not a curated record